This is a messenger RNA of Polypterus senegalus (gray bichir), 2478 nucleotides long. It is a transcript of the gene slc37a4a, whose product is annotated as solute carrier family 37 member 4a. Gene Ontology annotation, biological process: glucose-6-phosphate transport; phosphate ion transmembrane transport. Bases 419 to 1777 code for a protein of 452 amino acids. The transcript is spliced from 10 exons. NCBI's taxonomy places the organism in Eukaryota, Metazoa, Chordata, Cladistia, Polypteriformes, Polypteridae. Gene Ontology annotation, molecular function: glucose 6-phosphate:phosphate antiporter activity. The record is from RefSeq and is a predicted model, not a curated record. Gene Ontology annotation, cellular component: endoplasmic reticulum membrane.
GGGACUUCCAGAUUGAGCCACGCACGGGGGAGAAGACAGAGGGAGCUGGAAAUAACGAGAGGCAGUAAGAACAGUUGACAGAUGAGCAACGCCAGGGAUCCGGUUUUAAAUCAGCUGGGACGGGAGUUGCAGGCGUAAAACCUGCAGAAACGAUUGGAUCGUCUCAGUUGUGAGUCAAUCAUUAACAGGAGUACAGAGAAAAGAGAGAGUGCUGAGAUCAAACAACCAAAGAGAAGCGCAGAGUCAGCCACAUACUGGAAGUAGACAUGAGCAACAACAGCACCCAGAUCUGCAGAUACCAACAUUGACCGUUGCCCUCUGUUUCCCUGCACUCUGAUUGCACGUACAAGGCAGCCUGGAACAGAGCCUUCUCAUCUAAUUCAUUCUUGGACUAAUCCACUCCCUGCACUGAGAAACAAUGGCGACAAGCAGCUAUGGCUACUACCGCACAACCAUUUUCAUGGCCAUGUUUGUGGGCUACACUCUCUACUACUUCAACAGGAAGACAUUUUCCUUUGUCAUGCCCUCAGUUAUGGAGGAGAUACAUCUGGACAAGGAUGACUUAGGCCUCAUCACCAGCAGCCAGUCAGCGGCCUAUGCCAUUAGCAAGUUUAUUAGUGGGGUCCUUUCAGACCAGAUCAGCGCCCGUUGGCUCUUUUCACUGGGCCUCUUCCUUGUGGGUAUCAUCAAUGUGGUCUUUUCCUGGUCCUCCACUGUGGCUGUGUUUGCUGUUCUCUGGUUCAUCAAUGGUCUGGGGCAAGGUCUGGGCUGGCCUCCCUGUGGGAAGGUCCUACGCAAGUGGUUUGAACCAUCCCAGUUUGGAACCUGGUGGGCAGUUUUGUCCUGUAGUAUGAACCUGGCAGGGGGGCUUGGCCCGAUCAUCGCGACCGUAGCUACCAUGAGCUACAGCUGGAGGAGCACAUUAUCCAUGUCGGGCUUGAUCUGCGCUGGCACUGCCUUCCUCUGCCUACUGGUCAUCAAGAAUGAGCCUGCCGAUGUUGGGUUGCCUAACCUUGACAAAGUGGUGAAGAAAGGCAAGGCAGGAUCUUCUGAUUCAAAUGAGAGCACAUUAAAGGAGUUCUUGUCCUCCCCAUACCUCUGGGUGCUUUCCUUCGGAUAUCUCGUCGUUUUUGGAGUGAAGACUGUCUGCACUGACUGGGGACAACUAUUCCUCAUCCAGGAGAAGGGCCAGACUACUCUAAUGGGAAGCUCAUACAUGAGUGCUCUUGAAAUUGGGGGCUUCGCAGGCAGCUUGGCAGCAGGGUACCUGUCAGACCGAGCUGUGGCCAAGUAUGGCCUUCGCACCCAUGGCAAUCCUCGGCAUGGCCUCCUCCUGUCUAUGAUGGCUGGGAUGACAAUAUCUAUGUAUCUUUUCCGGGUAACAGUCACUCCAGAAGCAUCCAAGGAGUCUACACUCUGGGCUCUGGUCCUGCAUCCUGUCUCUCUCCUCACUGGUCUAUCAGAACAAGAGAUUUGGAUUCUUUCACUGGGAGCCAUAUUUGGUUUCUCUUGUUAUGGACCAAUUGCAUUGUUUGGUGUCAUAGCCAAUGAAAGUGCUCCAUCAAACUUCUGUGGAACAUCUCAUGCCAUUGUGGCUUUGAUGGCUAAUGUGGGCGGCUUCCUUGCUGGACUCCCAUUCAGCACCAUUGCCAAGCAUUACAGCUGGGAGACGGCCUUCUGGGUGGCCGAGGUGAUGUGUGGGGUGACAACAGUGGCUCUCAUCCUACUUCGCAACAUGCGCACCAAGAUGGGACGUGUGGCAAAGAAGUCACAGUGAAGUUGACGCAGAAUGUGUUGGUAGGAGGCAGGGCCCAUUGACGCCAGCACAUGUCGGGCAAAUAUCAAGUUUAAAUGAUUAGUAGUUUAGGAAGACACUGAUGUCAAGGAAGCAGGAGACACUGCUUGAUAUCAGUCAUCAGUCUGCUGCAUUUUAGUGCCUCCUGCUGUGUAAAAAGUUUUGUUGCAGUGGAAUAAAAAGGGAGAUACCUUCUUAUGAUUGCAGCCAUAUCUUUGCCAGCUGUUCUCACCCCCCCUUUCCAUUUUACCUCUACUUUGUUACAAGCCCAUCUACCUACCUUCAGCUCUUGGCUGUCAUGACCUUGUGCAGAAGAGUCACCAGAGAGCUGAGGUAUGCAUCAAGUGUUGAGAUAAAUUCAUCCAUCCUCUGAAGCUAAAAAGAUGAGUCGUAACAUUAUUAGCAAAUCUGCUAUAACACCCCACCUAUGCCAUAAAGUGACACACUCAAAAGAGGUGGAGAGGAUGCUGGGAGGUUUCAGUGGCUGUUGGGAACCAAACUCCAUCGUACAAAUGUAGCUGCCAUCUAUGACACUAAAUAGAACCUGACACCUAACAGAUGCCAAUACUGUGUUUUAUUAAUGAAAAAUAUUUCCUUGAAAAGCCAUUGUAUGGAUACUGGCUGUGGAAGUCUGUGUAUGUAUGAUCUGUACACUGUUAAAUAAAACAGUUCCUCUAAGGAUC